GAUUUCUUCUUUGCUCCUGUUCUCGUCACUAUGCAGUCUUUUAUUGACGUUCAAAAGGAUUCUCACUUUCCUAUCCAGAACUUGCCUUUUGGCGUGUUUUCAACCGCUGGCAAGGACUCUGCUCGAGUUGGCGUGGCUAUUGGCGACUACAUCGUUGACUUGUCAGUCCUUCAGUCAGCUGGAGUUCUUUCUGGCGUUUCCGGUCUCCCGGCUGGAGUUUUUGAUCAGCCCAGCUUGAAUGCCUUUAUGGGUCUCGGAAAGAGCGUAUGGUCCGCAACCCGUCGUUCCAUUCAAGAACUCUUGUCUAAGGAUGAGCCGCGACUUAGAGAUGAUGCCGAUCUCCGCCAACGCGGUUUGAUAGCUCAGAAGGAUGCCACAAUGCACCUUCCAAUCACUAUUGGCGACUACACCGACUUUUACUGCUCUAAAGAACACGCCACAAAUGUUGGCAUCAUGUUCCGUGGAAAGGACAAUGCCUUGCAAUCAAACUGGCUGCAUAUUCCUGUUGGUUACCAUGGACGAGCUUCGUCUGUAGUUCCGUCCGGUACGCCUAUUCGCAGACCAUGCGGACAACGGUUGGCAGGAAAGGAUCAACCACCUGUAUUCUCAAAGUGUCUCAAGUUAGACUAUGAGCUAGAAAUGGGGUGGAUCGUCGGUACCGGAAACCAGCUUGGAAGCCCAAUAUCAACAGCUGAAGCAAAGGACCAUAUUUUUGGCAUGGUGAUGCUUAAUGACUGGAGUGCGCGAGAUAUUCAAGCCUGGGAAUAUGUACCGCUUGGACCUUUCUUGGGAAAGAACUUUGGCACCACCAUUUCUAAUUGGGUAGUGACAUUGGAUGCUUUGGAGCCCUUCCUAGUGGACGGACCAUCUCAGAACCCAACGCCAUUGAAAUACUUGCAGGAGUCAAGCAAAACGGCCUAUGAUAUCAAUUUGGAAGUUUCGAUCAAAGCUUCCCCUUCAGCCGAAUUUGAGACUAUCACCAAGUCCAACAUCAAGUACAUGUACUGGUCUAUCACCCAGCAGCUUGCUCAUCACACUAUCAACGGAUGUAACAUGAGAACAGGCGAUUUGGGAGGCACUGGUACUCUUUCAGGUCCUACUAAGGAAAGCUUUGGUUCUCUACUUGAACUUUCAUGGAAUGGCACUCAAGAAAUCGUCUUGAAGGACGGUACCAAGCGACAGUUCUUAGAAGAUGGGGAUGAAGUAAACAUGACCGGAUACUGCCAGAGUUCCGAGGGAUGGAGAAUAGGAUUUGGUGAAUGUGUUGGCAAAAUCGAACCAGCACUCAUUUGAAUGUACAAAAACAAAUCGGUGGGAAAUGGUAGCAAAUAAAUGUGAGAUACAAACAGGCGUCAGAAGUUUAAUCUGGUGAAACAAGUAGGUUUAUUUUCUAGCGACGCUCGGCGAGUCGAUCGUUUAUCCCGGUACAGCCCAAAUUUUUCUUAUCCGCGACCGACAAUUAAGUAUUUAAUGCACAUAAUAGGCUAAAAAUCCAAAAUAAAAUUUCCCACUUUUCUUCUUCCUGUUUACUAUCUAA
Molecule: messenger RNA, 1537 nt
Organism: Umbelopsis ramanniana AG
Lineage: Eukaryota; Fungi; Mucoromycota; Umbelopsidomycetes; Umbelopsidales; Umbelopsidaceae
Exons: 10
Coding region: 31-1293 (420 amino acids)
Biological process (GO): L-tyrosine catabolic process; L-phenylalanine catabolic process; homogentisate catabolic process
Molecular function (GO): fumarylacetoacetase activity
Source: RefSeq, a predicted model, not a curated record